Notolabrus celidotus (New Zealand spotty) is the source of this 5352-nucleotide messenger RNA. RefSeq names its product ubiquitin specific peptidase 42 (gene usp42). The transcript has 18 exons. Bases 362 to 4006 code for a protein of 1214 amino acids. Gene Ontology annotation, cellular component: cytosol; nucleus. The record is from RefSeq and is a predicted model, not a curated record. Gene Ontology annotation, molecular function: cysteine-type endopeptidase activity; cysteine-type deubiquitinase activity. Gene Ontology annotation, biological process: protein deubiquitination; regulation of apoptotic process. Lineage: Eukaryota; Metazoa; Chordata; Actinopteri; Labriformes; Labridae.
UCCUUUCUCCGCCGCCUAGACGCCCCGUUACUGGGGUCCGCGCGUUUAGAUCACAUAAACCUCGAAGUGUGAACAUUAAACUGCUCUUAUGCUUCACUAUAAAACCACUCGGACGCUCCCAGUCAUGUCGGUCAGCUUCAAUUGUGCUGAGCUAACUAGCAGCGUUAGCUUCUCUGAUGCCUCACGAGCAGCGCCGCACGUAGCUUGGUUCUGGAGCUCUGAGUGCUUCUAUGAAGGCACAGUCUCUCAGAACCAUUCAGUCACAGUCACUCAUUCUGUUUGUGUCUUCGACAGGACAGGUCAGGUUAUACUCGGUGAUCCGGCUCCUACAAGGCUCUAUUUACGGUGUAUUCAAUGAACAAUGACCAUAGUUGACAGAUCUUCAGAAAAGUCUGACCACGAGUCAGUCGGGUGUAAGCAGUCACCCUUCACCAGUGGAGACGUGGGGAUGGACGGCAGCUGUUCCAGCAGCUGGGCAGUGGGUCCCACCAUGUCUAGUGACUCUCCAAGGCUGAAGGCUCCAGGAGGCUGCCUGGGCCCGACGCCCGGAGCUGCUGUCUACAACAGCACGCCUUCCUCUGUGGAGAGGCCUAAGGAGCAAGUGAUAAGCUGUGAUGAUGGCAUUGACUUGCCCCAGAAGGUGCUCUUCCCUCCAGAGCGGCUCCACCUAAAGUGGACCCAGGUUCACCGCAUCGGUGCAGGCCUGCAGAACAUGGGGAACACCUGCUUCCUCAACUCAGCCCUACAGUGUCUCACCUACACUCCUACGUUUGCAAACUUCAUGCUGACACGAGAGCACUCCAAAACAUGUCACGAGCCGGGGUUCUGUAUGAUGUGCACCAUGCAAAACCACAUCAUUCAGGUUUUUGCCAACUCUGGGAACGUCAUUAAGCCCAUCGGUGUGCUCAAUGAGCUCAAAAGAAUUGCAAAGCACUUCCGCUAUGGAAGCCAGGAGGAUGCACAUGAGUUCCUGCGGUACACAGUGGAUGCUAUGCAAAAGUCCUGCUUAGCUGGAACCAAAUUGGACAGGCAAACGCAGGCGACUACUUUCAUCCAUCAAGUAUUUGGCGGGCACCUUAGGUCCAGAGUGAAAUGUUUGAACUGCAAAGCAGUCUCUGAUACUUUUGACCCUUUUCUGGAUAUUACAUUGGAAAUUAAGACAGCUCUCAGCGUCUCCAAGGCUCUGGAGCAGUUUGUCAAGCCAGAGCAGCUGGACGGAGAAAACGCCUACAAAUGCACCAAGUGCAAAAAAAUGGUCACAGCCUCAAAGAGAUUCACCAUCCAUCGCAGCUCCAAUGUGCUCACCCUCUCACUCAAACGCUUUGCCAACUUUAGUGGAGGCAAAAUCACAAAGGAUGUGAAGUAUCCAGAGUACCUGGACCUGCGGCCCUUCAUGUCUCAGUCUCAGGGGGAGUCCCUGGUCUACGGGCUGUAUGCUGUACUGGUGCACUCCGGAUUCAGCUGUCAUGCUGGACACUACUACUGCUAUAUUAAGGCAAGCAAUGGACAGUGGUAUCAGAUGAACGACUCGUCUGUGUCUGUCAGUGACAUCAGGUCUGUUCUCAACCAGCAGGCCUACGUUCUUUUCUACAUCAAGUCCAGUGAUGUGAAAAAAACGGGGGAUUAUGGUCACAUGGGUCAUAACCCUGGAAUCCCUGGUCAGUCUUCUCCCCGCCCAGUGGUGAUACCACGCAUCAACACCAGUGUCCACCACAACAACAUUGGCUUUAUAGGGCCGCAGCUGCCACCACACAUGACAAAGAGCUCGCUUCAUGUCAAUGGGAAUGGAUCUGUGAGGGAUUAUCAUCACACCAACUCAAAGCCCAGCACCAGCAGCAGUGUUGUGGGAAAACCCAACCAUGGACUGGGCUCCUCAUCUUCAUCCAUCUCCCACUCCAUCAGCAGGCCCACAAUGAUCCCUGAUCACGACAAACGGCAGAAGCUUUCAUUCUUCAUCGGACAAGGAAAACAGAACCGCCCGUCCUCCUCUUCCUCAUCAUCCUCUUCCUCCUCCUCCUCUUACAGCCAACCGUCCUCUGCCAGCAGCAGCAGCGGCUCCUCCUCUUCCUCCUCCAGCUCUAUGUCCUCUUCACAGUCUACCUCAGACGUCCACUCAGACAUUCGCUUUGUUCCACGUCAGCUUAACCGCGUUAACGGCACGUCUUGCAGUAACGGGGAUCGGCACGCUGGAGGGAACGGAGCAGCGUUCUUGGUGCCGUACGGCCAAGAGUCCUCGGAGGAAUCUGACCAGGAGAACCCCGGCUCCCUGGAAAAUGGAUGUUUAGGAAAGUCUCACCUUAACGGAAACAAAAGAACAGGAGAAGUUUUUCAUAGUUCUCCUAAAGCAACAAACGGUGAGUCAGGAGUGCACCAUAAUGGUAACGGCUUAAACGGAUCAUCCUAUGACGUCUCCAAAUCCAGUCAAAACGGGCACCAUUAUGGACACCACAAAGUGAACGGACACAACAACCCUGACAAAAUCUCUGGCAGUUCAUCCUCUGUGGCUCCUGUUGCUGUGAAUGGACUAGACAGUGAUCACAGUCACACAAGCAAAGAGGCUCAUCACUCAGCCUCAUCCCAGGCCAGUUCUUCUCAGAGCAUCCACACUGCUACCAACGAAAGCCAGCUUCUCUCCACUCCUGACACAAGGGCUAAAAAUGUGUCUGAGCCCCCUCUUCAGCAUCCACCAUCCUCCACUGUCAGCUCUCCACCUUCGUCUUCAGCUACAAAGACCCCUCCUGCUCCAUCUACAGAAUCUGCGUCAUUCUCUGCCCAUAACGGCAACAUCAACGCGGCCUUGACCACCCUGCCAGACUGCUACCAAAGCACCAAUGGGCCCUCUGCGGCACCACCGCUGAAGGUUAGCAGCGGUGGGGAUGAAGCAAUGGAUCGACCACAGCUGAAUGGUCUGUCAGCAGGGACUGAUGGGCGUACAGAUGCUAAAGAGCAGCACCCGUACAAGCCCAGGUCUAGAGGUAAUGAAGGACAACCUUUGCGUGACAGGGAGAGGGACAGACUGUACUCUGACUGGAGCAGAGACAGGGAGAGACAUUACAGGGACAGAAGUUCAGAGCGAGACAGUGAUAGUCAUCGGUACAGGCGGGACUACAGAGAUCGCUCGUACAGAGACCGCUUGCCUCAUCCUGAUCGUUACUACAGAGACUGGGAGUCUGAGCGUCGCUGGGAGCGACAUCCUCACCACCCGAGGGAGCGAGAUCGUGACAGGUGCCCUAACCAUUACCACCGCUCCCACCACCGGUCCAGAGAGGACUGGGAGCGUGGGCGGAAAGGACACAGUUAUCCUCACCGUGACGAGUCUAAUGGACGCAGGAGGUGGCAGGAGGAGAGUCGUGAAUCCCGGACAAUGAAGGACAAGAACAACGGCCGAGAGAAAGACUCUUACCCGUCAAAAGAGAGAGAGACUUCUUCUUCUGCAGCGGCACCUGAAAACUCCUUAAAGUCAAACAGCUCCCCUCCUCGAGCUCGUCCGUCUACGUUUGAAUCCACCCCGAACAGGGAGGAUCAAAACUACAAGAGGAGCCGGAGCAAAGAGAGGGAGGACAGCUCUGAGGCCCGUCGCUCUAAAAAACACAAAAAAAGCAAGAAGAAGAAGAAGUCAAAGGAUAAAGAGCGACACCGUGAGAGCGGAAGCUCCGACGUUGAUUCCGAUAGAGCCACAGAAACAAAAAAGAAGAAAAAGAAAAAGAGGCGGCAGCGGGACAGCCCGGGAGCCGCUCGCAGCCACAAGAGCAGAAGCAGCGAGGAGAGGGAGAGCCGCAAGAGACAUUAUGAUGACACCAAGAACUCUAAACAUGACAACGGUUGCUCACCAGAAAAACGCCGACGUACCGACAACACUGACGACAGCGGUGAUCAUAAACUCCCUUCCCACCACACUUCACCCACAAACGGCUCAUGUCAUCACCAUCUCAACGGGUUUACAGGAAAUGGUUACAGCCAAACCAACGGAGACUCCCACGUCCUCUCCGGUGGCUUGAAGCACUGACUCUACCCAUCACCACCAUUUUAACAGCAGAGGAAUGACAUCAUCAACCUUCAAAGUGGUGCUUUAAAUGGGAAUAAAAUGUAUUUUUACUGCAACUGAAGUGUUUUUAAGAUUUAGCUUUUCUUUUGAAAGGCAUUGAUUUGUUCACCCCAAAUUCUUCUAAAAAUGGUUAAAAAAAACUGUCACAUUGUACAUUUAUGAUGAAAAAUAGUAAUAUAUACUUGUACGAACACAAACAAAGCCUGGAGCUUAGACAUCUCAGCUGCUGCUCAGUGGAACUCAGGACUUGAAAACUUAACAUCCAUCACCUAAAUCCACUAACCGCUUCGAAUCGGAAUGAGACUAAAGGGAAAGGAGUUGCCUGAGAGAAAAAACUGGCUUCAAGUGAAAGAUGUUACCAUAUCUGCAGAGGCGAAAUGUUUGGACUUUUUUUUCUUUGAUCCUAUUGGGACUGAACAAACCAACAGAGGGAGAUCUUAAUGAAUGAAACAGAUGAGGGCCGAUACCUCCACGUUAAACCCUGGACAGACUUGAGAACAUUUCCCUGCUUUUUAAACAUUUUAAGUUCCUAUUUUUCUCUGGAGCCUAAGAUUCACUCUCUGUAAUUUUUAAACGUUUUCACAGAGGUUUUUUCUCUGAAUCAUGCCUCGCUCUUUUCUCUCUCACAUUCUUUUUCUCAUUUUAAACAUAUAAAGAAAAAAUCGUUAUCAUGGCUGUGGACCAUUUUGUGUUUGCUUUUUAAUGAAAAAUACAGUUUGUGUCUUCGAGCGUCAUAAAAAAUACUGUGAAUUUAAUUUUGAACUGUACUAUCAGUUACUUUUCUAUGUCAAAAUCCUGUAUCAGGGUUCUCAGUAGUUUUGUUUUGCUCUGGUUUUAGAAACUCAUGUUAAUUUUGACCAUAUUUUCUGGGCGAAUGUCUGUUCUGAGUAUGGUUUGCAUUUUGAAUUUUUUUUCUUUUUUUUUUUUAACUUUGGACAGAAGUUAAAAACUGCUGUUUAUCUUUAGUUUAGCAUGUCAGAAUUUAUACAUUGUAUAAGGUAAAUGCCUUAAAAUACAUUUGUUAUGUCAGAUAUUGAAACUUGUUGGUCUUGGUCUUUGACUUUGUUUACAGGUUGUGUUGAAAUGAAUGAAAUGUGUGGACUGAGAUGACUGAAAAGGUGCAAGGGAACUCUGAAAAGAUCCUAUAUGCCUUUGUAUGAGCUAAUGAUUCACUGACUGUACUUGGGUCUCUGGAUGAACAAACACGGUUACUUGAUGGUGUAGGUAUUUUAAAUGAGGAUGGAAGCUGAUAGCACUCUCCUGUAUUAAGGUUUUGUUGAAUACACACUUUUCUAUCAACCUGAUCA